AUGUCCUUGUACGCUUCAUUUUCCACUUCCUUAAUGCUCUUGCGUAAUGUUUACCAUGAAUUAGUACCCAAGAAGCUCGAGACUUUUCUUGUCUCAAAAUUCUUGCUCUUCUUCUCUCGUAGAAAAUCAUCUCCUUCUUAUGAUAACUUCAUAAUUGAUGAUUCGUGGGACGGUCUUGAUCGCAACAAACUCAUAGACGCAGCAAGAUUCUACUUGUCUUCCAAGAUCGGCCCUAAAAACAAAAUUAUCAAAAUUGGUAAGUUUAGAGGGCAAAAGAAUGUAACAGCUGCCUUAGUAGAAGGUGAGAAAGUUGUUGAUGUCUAUGAAGGGAUAGAAAUUACCUGGCAAUUUGCAAAGCAAGAAAACGACGAUCGAUCCAAGAAUGAUAAAUUCUAUAACAAAGGUUAUUUUGAACUAAAAUUUGAAGAUCAAUAUAGAGAAAAAAUCUUUAAUGGUUACUUAAACCAUAUUCUGGAUACUUCCAAGGCCAUGACAAAAGGCGAAAAGGUUUUAAAGCUUUAUACAAGGUCUCGCGGUGGUUGGGAUUCCAUUGAUUUUCGACAUCCAUCGACAUUUGAUGCGCUAGCGAUGGAUCACAAUCUAAAGAAGUCUAUCAUAGAUGAUAUAGAUAGGUUCUUGGCAAGGAAAGACUACUAUAAGAGAAUUGGAAAGGCUUGGAAAAGAGGAUACUUACUUUAUGGUCCUCCUGGCACUGGAAAAUCAAGCUUAAUUGCAGCUAUGGCUAAUUACCUCAAGUUUGAUGUGUUUGAUUUGGAGCUGGCCAAUAUUACCUUUCAACUGUUGGAGAAGAAGGAUAAUAGUGUUACCGACAAAUCACAAGGAAGUUUUUGGACCCAGCAUUGCUUCGUCCUGCAGAUGGAUAUGCAUCAUUCAGGCGAUGUCAUAUGUACCAGUGAAGGAUUUAGAGUUUUGGAUAAAUUGAUAGAGCAUAAACUGCUUGAAGAAAUUGAUGGGUUGAUACAAAGUGCAGAGGCCACUCCUGCUUCUUUGGCUGAGGAAUUAUUGAAGAGUGAUGAUCCUGAUGUUGCUCUUGGAGAAGUACUCAAUUUUCUUAAGCAGCAGAGAAUUAAAAAGGAUAAUGAAGAUAAAAUUGUAGAAGAAAAGUUGGAGGUUUAUUAUUAA
Molecule: messenger RNA, 1143 nt
Organism: Jatropha curcas
Lineage: Eukaryota; Viridiplantae; Streptophyta; Magnoliopsida; Malpighiales; Euphorbiaceae
Source: RefSeq, a predicted model, not a curated record